UCUCCCGUUACUCCUCACUCACACCAGAAGAUGAACAAUUAAAACUUUCCUCUUCCAUUAGUUUCCAAAAGAGAGAUUCUUUGAUGGGUUCACUUCAAUUCAAAACCACUGAGAAAUAACCUUAACCCUCCACCUAAAAUGGGAGAAGAUUCAGUGGAGGAAUCAACAAGAGUCAGCAUCAAGAGAGCAAUCGAAUCGAUAUCUUCUUUAAUCUCACUCUCUCACUCUAUCAAAUCCUUCGCCGUGAAAUGGCAAUUGAUACGAAACAAGCUCGAAGACCUCUACUCUGGGAUCACCUCCCUCGAGAAUCUCAAUUCCGACUUCGACCCAUCUCUCUCCGCCCUGAUUAACGCCAUUCUAGGUUCUCUCGAAGAGUGCCACGGUCUCGCGUCGCGAUGCUUGGAUGUAUCGUUCACUGGGAAGCUCCUGAUGCAGAGCGAUUUGGAUUUCAUGUCUGGGAAAUUCGAACGCCAUGUGAAGGACCUUUCUUUGAUUUACUCUGCUGGGAUUCUCAGUCAUGGGUUCGCGAUCGUUGUCUCGAAGCCUAGCGGUAAAGCCUGUAGAGAUGAUAUGAGGUUUUACAUUAGGGAUUUGUUGACAAGGAUGAAGAUUGGGGAUGUGGAGAUGAAGAAGCAAGCUUUGAUUAGGUUGAAUGAAUCUAUGGUUGAAGAUGAUAGAUAUAUGAAGAUCGUUAUGGAAAUAAGCGAGAUGGUUUGUGUUUUGAUUGAGUUUUUGGAUUCUGAGAUGGGGAUUCAAGAGGAAGCUUCGAAAGCUUUGUUUUUUAUCUCUGGGUUUGGUUCCUAUAAACCUCUUUUGAUCAGAUCUUGUGUGGUUGGUCCUCUGGUUAGGGUUCUUGAAAACGGUAACGUUGUUGGUAGAGAAGCGUCUGCAAGGUGUUUGAUGAACUUAACUGAGAAUUCAGAGAAUGCUUGGUCUGUCUCUGCUCAUGGAGGAGUGGCUGCUCUGUUGAAGAUUUGUUCUUGCGGUGAGUUUGGUGGCGAGUUGAUCGCUAGCUCGUGUGGAGUGUUGAGAAAUCUAGUUGGCGUUGAAGAGAUCAAGAGGUAUAUGAUUGAGGAAGACAUGGUUUCUACUUUCAUCAAGCUUAUAGGAUCUAAAGAUGAGAUUGUUCAGGUAAACUCUAUUGAUCUUUUGUCAACUAUGUGUUCUACUGAUGAAGAAAGCCGUGAGAUCUUGGUUAGAGAAGGAGGAAUCCAAGAGCUUGUGCUUGUAUCAGACCCCAAUUCAUUGUCAUCUUCGAAAUCUAAAGAAAUGGCAUUGAGGGCAAUUCAUAACUUGUGUUUUGGGUCAGUAAGUUACUUGAAUGCAUUGUUGAGUGGUAGCCGUUUCUUAGAUCAUUUGCUGUAUUUGCUGAGAAACGGCGAGACUUCUGUUCAAGAAUCCGCGUUAAAGGUUACAUCCAAGCUAUGUAGUUUGCCAGCGGAGGUUAAGAGGAUAAUGGGCAAUGCGGGUUUUAUACCCGAGCUAGUUAGGUUCCUCGAUGCAAAAUCUUUAUAUGUCCGGGAAAUGGCAAGCGAUGCACUCUAUUGCUUGUUCUCAGUACCAAAGAACAGGAAGAAGUUCUUGCAGGAAGACUGUAACAUCAGCUACAUUCUUCAGUUGCUAGAUCAAGAAGAGAGGGGGAAUGAGAGAAGUGAUUUGGGUAACACGAAGUUCUUGAUUUUGAUAUUAAUGUCGUUAACGAGCUGCAACAGUGCGAGAAGAAAGAUUUCGGCUUCUGGGUACAUGAAACUCAUAGAGAAACUAGCAGAAAGAGAAGAUACAGAUGCUAAGAAACUUGUGAAGAAGCUAUCUAGGAACAGAUUCCACAACAUACUUGGUGGUAUUUGGCAUUCCUAAAAGAAAAACUUUUUUUUUUUUUUUUUUUACUUGUGAAUGUUUUGAGUGUAUAUUUACAGAAAGUGUUUAUUGUCUCUAAAUCGCAGUUCCAUGUGAUCUCCAAAA
Capsella rubella is the source of this 1962-nucleotide messenger RNA. Its product is annotated as vacuolar protein 8. NCBI's taxonomy places the organism in Eukaryota, Viridiplantae, Streptophyta, Magnoliopsida, Brassicales, Brassicaceae. The coding region runs from base 139 to 1857 and encodes 572 amino acids. The record is from RefSeq and is a predicted model, not a curated record. The transcript has a single exon. Gene Ontology annotation, molecular function: protein binding.